CAGUGGAGAGGUUAAGCUGGCGGGAGUCGCAGGGAAGGGGGCACACAGGUUCUUACAGAGAUGAGGACCCCACGCAGCCCAGAGGGGUGGUAAGAGCGCACGGAUUCGUGCAGGUGUUUAGUUGCGAUAGCGGAAAGCAGCCCCCCACCCCACCAAUCACCAAGUGAAAGCUCGUAAAUUCCAGAUUGCAGUAAUCCGGAAAUAAAGCACUGCGAACUCGUAGAUGAUCAUCUCCCAGGUAAAACGACGCAGACAGUCCGGUCGGUACAGAUCGUUUUUCAGUUAUAAAUACACGUGUGGUCGCAGUCAUUGGUCGAGAUUUGGGUCGGAUGGUGAACAUCAGGGCAUGUGUGUGGCAUGCAGCUCGAGUGCUUUGCAAAAAUGUUCGAUCCUCAAACUUCAACAACAAACCUGAAGUGAUUUUUAUUCAAAAGAACUGAAACUUGGAUUUUUUUAUAACACAACUUUGUUUUAUCUAAAGAAGAACCAAAAAAAGCGGAAAUCACAACAGUUGGCUUUCCUGGGAAAAGUCCAGUGUGCGAAUAUGUUGGCAGGGAAAGUGACUGCCAAAGCAACUGCCAUGGAAUUUCAUGAAAUUGACGUCAUCUGCGUCAAGGAAGAAGAUUAUGAUUGGGCGUCUACCCAGCAUACCCAGGAGGGUGUCAGCAUAAAGAAGGAAGGUUGUGAGUUGGAGAUUACUGACAUUAAAGAAGAGGACUGUGAGCGUGAGUCGCAUGGGCUCUCAGUGCAUAAUAAUAAAACUGUUAAACAAUUCAAAGAAGAUGUGUCUCCUGAGAAUGAACCCAAGUUAAGAGUGUCCACAGCUGUCCAAAAAGAGAAAACUGCUUUGGAGUCUAUUCAGAGGACAUCAUGCUCAAGGAUACAUAUAAAGACAGAGCCACCAGAGUGUGAGGAAGCCAUUUCAGGGGAAAUUUAUUACUGGAGAGUAGAGCAAGAACAGCCAUUUCCAACAGCACAUUCGGAAAAAUAUUUAAAAGACAAUGGAGAUUGCAGCUUGUCAUCAUUUGGUGCAGACUCUGUUCAGGACAAAAGGCAACAAAAUGAUCUUCAUGAAAAUACAAGUAAGCAGAACACUGAGACACAGAGUAUGAAACAGGAAAUCGUCAAGCUGAUAAUUACUGAUGGCAUCAAGAAUCUACAACAGAAGCCUGGUAAAAAGGUAGCUGGUUUGUAUGUCUGCAAAGAGUGUGGGGAAACCUUUAAAUGUAAAUCUCAUUUUAAGGAUCAUCCCAAAGUUCACACUGUGCAAAAGUUCUAUUGCUGUACUCACUGUGGUAAACAAUUCUCUCAGCCAGGCAGUCUGCAGAGACAUACCAGAAUACACACUGGAGAGAAGCCACACUGCUGUCCUGAAUGUGGCAAGCGGUUCACACAAAUUGGUCAUCUUCAGCGACACAUAAGAAUUCACACUGGAGAGAAGCCACAUGGUUGUUCUGAAUGCGGCAAGAGGUUCACACAAAUCAGCAACCUUAAAGCACACAUAAGAGUCCACACGGGAGAGAAGCCACAUUGCUGUUCUGAAUGUGGCAUGAGAUUCUCAGUCACGCGCAGUCUGCAGAGGCACAUGAUAAUUCAUACGGGAGAGAAACCCUAUAGCUGUGCUGAAUGUGGCAAACGAUUCUCACAGAGGAAGAAUCUUCAGAGACAUACACGAAUUCACACAGGAGAAAAGCCACAUUCCUGUGCUGAAUGUGGGAAGCGAUUCUCACACAUAGGCAAUCUUCAUGUUCAUAACAGAAUUCAUACUGGUGUGAAGCCCCACUCCUGUUCUGAAUGUGGAAAACAAUUUUCUUGCAUAAGCAAUUUUCAGAAACACAUUCAAAUUCACACUGGAGAGAAACCCUAUGGCUGUGCUGAAUGUGGCAAACAAUUCUCACAGAGGAAGAAUCUUCAGAGACAUACACGAAUUCACACAGGAGAAAAGCCACAUUCCUGUGCUGAAUGUGGGAAGCGAUUCUCACACAUAGGUAAUCUUCAUGUUCAUAACAGAAUUCACACUGGUGAGAAGCCCCACUCCUGUUCUGAAUGUGGAAAACAAUUCUCUUGCAUAAGCAAUUUUCAGAAACACAUUCGAAUUCACACUGGAGGGAAACCCUACUGCUCUCCUGAAUAUGGCAAGAGGUUCACAGAGAAAAGACAACUUCAGAAACACCAUACGCUUCACACUGGACAGAAGCCCUAUUCCUGUACUGACUGUGAUAAGCAAUACACAGAAAAACGGCAACUUCAGAAACACCAGUUGACUCAGACUGGAGAAAAUACAUAGUUGUUAAAGUUCACUGUGCUGUCAAAGAAAAACAGUAAUAAAACAUGAAUGAUUGAAGUUUCGGUCUCAAGUGAUUAGUCGGUAUUCCUAAUGGAAAGACAAAACAAAUAUCAAGAAAUGCAAUCUGAGAUGAGUCAGUGGUGCUGGGAUCAAUAGGCCUGAUCAAAAUUUUUUUCCAGGCCUAUCUUGGUUGCCUUAGCAAUCAACGUUUCUCUAUAUGAAUUACAGAAGGAAGCACUAUUAGGAACAGUGCAAGUACUACAUCGAGCCAUGGCAGCAAACCCAAGAGAGUAACAACAGUAGCAGCACUAAAAUCACUCCAGGAAAACAAGCACACUUCAGGACUCUUUAAGAGUGAGGUUCAUUACUGUCCUGAAAAGUAAGCAAACUAAACCAUUGUUGAGAAAUUAAUCCUGAGAAAAGUUGUAACACUGAAUUUGUUAAGAGAGACUUUCAAAAACAUAGUCUUCUGCUACUAAAAAAAUGACAAUUGCAAUCCUGUGGUAUUGUGAUCGGUGCUACGUUUUAUUGGAUACACUCAGGCUUAUCAAAACAUUUUCAGUAAGUUCAGUUGUGGCAUCCAGUAAUUUAACAAACGUGUGCCAGGAAGGUAUUGGGCUUUCAAUAAUUUCUAUGACUGUUCUUUUUCUUGGUAGAAUUAUUGUACAAAACAAAUCUUUUUUUUAGAAAUUUAGCGCACAAGUUUUACAAGGUCAUAGCUUUACAUACAGGGUCAAAACUAUCCAUACAGCACACUUAAUAUUUGGUUGAUUGAACCUUAUCAUAUUUAAGCUUAGUGAAACGCUACUGGUAGUCCUCAACAAGCUACUGCCAGAAUUCUUGUUAGAUAUCUGACCAUUCUUCUUGGCAGAAUUGGUAGAGAGCAACCAGAUUUGUUGGUUUCCUUGCAUGGACCUGAAUUUUAAGCACAGUCCACAUAUUUUCAAUAGUGCUGAUAUUUUGGGAAAGUCAUUCCAAAAGCUUAAUUUUAGCGUGGUUUAUCCUUUCUAAAUCUAGUUUUGAUGUAUGAUUAGGGUCAUUGUCCUGUUGGAACUACCGAAUUGUCUCCAGGUUUCAACCUUAUAGCUCAGGGGUCCUCAAUCACAGUCCUGGAGGGCUGCAGUGGCUGGAGGUCUUUGU
Messenger RNA from Polypterus senegalus (gray bichir), 3427 nucleotides. Its product is annotated as gastrula zinc finger protein XlCGF57.1-like. Gene Ontology annotation, biological process: regulation of transcription by RNA polymerase II. The record is from RefSeq and is a predicted model, not a curated record. The transcript is spliced from 3 exons. The coding region runs from base 545 to 2287 and encodes 580 amino acids. Gene Ontology annotation, molecular function: DNA-binding transcription activator activity, RNA polymerase II-specific; RNA polymerase II cis-regulatory region sequence-specific DNA binding. Lineage: Eukaryota; Metazoa; Chordata; Cladistia; Polypteriformes; Polypteridae. Gene Ontology annotation, cellular component: nucleus.